This is a messenger RNA of Cladophialophora psammophila CBS 110553, 336 nucleotides long. RefSeq lists its product as uncharacterized. The transcript is spliced from 2 exons. NCBI's taxonomy places the organism in Eukaryota, Fungi, Ascomycota, Eurotiomycetes, Chaetothyriales, Herpotrichiellaceae. Bases 1 to 336 code for a protein of 111 amino acids. The record is from RefSeq and is a predicted model, not a curated record.
AUGUCUGCCGCAGUUGCUUCAGCGGCCAACGCUGCUCCCAGUAGUUCGUGCAAAUGCAUGGAUAAAUUUCUGGCGACCGAUGCUGGCCUUCCAAUAUUCUCUAAGAUUUCUUCAACCUCAAGGUUAGUGGAAACUCGAUUCGAACACAACCUGUCGCCCUCUCUUGCUAUCCUGGUCCUGCUUCCAAUCCAGCUCAAUGUGACUUAUGCCGAUGCGAACUGGGACAAUGCCACGUUCCAAGCUGACAUGUCGUUGAGCUCUCAUACCCAACCAAUAUCGCCUGCCCUCCCGUCAAUGCUACGGCAAGGGAGACUGCUCAGAGGUCCUACACACUAG